Messenger RNA from Eimeria acervulina, 1530 nucleotides. RefSeq lists its product as hypothetical. Bases 1 to 1530 code for a protein of 509 amino acids. The transcript has 2 exons. The record is from RefSeq and is a predicted model, not a curated record. Lineage: Eukaryota; Apicomplexa; Conoidasida; Eucoccidiorida; Eimeriidae.
AUGGCGGCAACCAUCGCUCCACCCGUAGGUGGGCCGUCGCCGCCCUCGACAGCCGCAGCGAAAGACAGUACUUCAGGGGUGCGCCGACCUCUACACCUUCGUCUAGGUGUGGGGAGGAAGGAGGCAUCCCCGGACGGGCCCUUCCAUGAAAGCCUGUCAGAGGACGAUAGUCGUGGAAGUGAUUCCCCACGCAGCGGUCCUCAAACAAUGACUUCCUUUCCAUGUACGCAACAUUCUCCACCCUCAUCUUCCCAACUAGCAUACUUGGAUGAAGCCCUUCCUUUCUCGCUCUCUAAGUUCCGCGAACGCAGUAACCGAGCCGAAGCCGAGCGAAGGAGUCGCCAGUGGCUCUCCGGUACCUUGGCUUUGUUGGGGGGGGUGAUGGCCGUGUUUUUCGCGGCGUACCAACUACGGUUUGCCUUACCAACGCUUAAGAAAGGAUCCGACUCGAGCGUGUCUGCAGGGAGUUCGCGCCCCUAUGAUUCGACGUCUUCCCCCUCUGGAACAGGCGCUGCUCCACCGGGGGUCGCCGGUAGCAUACAGGAGGCUGUAGGAUCCAAAGUUACACUCCGGCGUCAGUGGAUGUUUGGAAUUUUCGCAAUUGCACUUUCUAUUUACUCCGCCAUGUUUGUCUCAAAGCUGCACGCAUGGAUACUGGGCGUGCGCCGCUGGUUGCAUCCCAAGAAACAUCGCCUACCCCUGCUCACCGAGGUCGAGGAGGAAUUUGCAGAGCUGUACAGUAUUAAAGAAGAGUCCGUGAAUACAAAGGAUGACUUUGGUGGGGCCGAUCCAUUGGCCAUCACAGCCAUCCGCAAGUGUCUGAAUGACUACAGAGCACUCAGCAGGGGCACCCAUCAGUCUGCAUUUGCAAUUUUCUUCUACCUCGCAGCGCAAAGUCGGAGGCGGCAAAUCGAUUAUUCCUUGUACAGAAAGUUGUGCGACGCCCUCCAUGCAAAAGUGGAACAGAACAGGCCAAUACUGAGCGAAGAAGUUGCCGAAGUGCUGACGAGACAACGCGCGCUGCGGCACAAAUACUGCCUCAUGAAAGAUGACAUCACCUUUGUUUUACGCGAAGAAAAUUUACCUCCUUGCCUUUGUCAGGAGGAGCUAGAGUUUCUCACCAGAGACUUCCGCCCAGCAUUGCUCGAGCUCGCCAACCACACUAUAUACAGCCUAGACAUGGAUCGCAGGUUCAUUCAUGCGUUCGUCAAGGUGCAUAGCAGCUCCCAGAAUGCGUGGCAUGAGGAUGAAAACGCAUCAGAUAAUACUCCGAAGGAGACAGCUGAGCAAGAAGACCUGCCGGAUUCGUUGCAGCAGAGAGAGGACCAGCAGGCCGGCGAGGAGGAAAACAAAACCACUGCCGAAGACCUGACAUCCGAGAGCAACAAUGAACUGGCAAUGCAUGAAAGUCAGUUUUGGGAUGCAAGAAGAACCCUCUCCAGCUAUCCUUUUGCAGGCCAUGAUUCUAGAUGUACCCUCAUUGCACCAACGUCGGCUGAAAUUCCGGUACUCGCUGGAAGUGCCGAUUGA